AAAUUAAUUGUAAAAGAAAAAAGUAAGGAAAAAAAAAAAGAGAGAGCUGGAAAAAUAGUAUUUCUCCGUCAUUUCCCACGCCAUUGGCAUAAAUCGAUUUCUUCAACUUUGAACAAAGAGAAGAAGAGGGCAACGAAACCCUAAUUUCUCUUCCCCACUACUCGAUUUCUCUCUCUCUUUAUCCUCCGGUAGCUCACAUGGCGUCCCGAAACUGUCGGUGGGAGCUCAUCGCAGCUUCGCUAGCCCUAACCUUAGCUUUGAUUCACCUGGUGGAGGCAAAUUCCGAAGGAGACGCUCUUUACGCUCUUCGCCGGAGCUUAUCGGAUCCAGACCAUGUGCUCCAGAGCUGGGAUCCGACUCUUGUUAAUCCUUGUACCUGGUUCCAUGUCACCUGUAACCAAGACAACCGCGUCACUCGAGUGGAUUUGGGUAAUUCAAACCUUUCUGGACAUCUUGCACCUGAGCUUGGAAAGCUCGAACAUUUACAGUAUUUGGAGCUGUACAAAAACAACAUCCAAGGAACUAUACCUUCUGAACUUGGAAAUCUGAAGAAUCUCAUCAGCUUGGAUCUGUACAACAACAAUCUUACUGGGAAAGUUCCUACUUCUCUGGGAAAGUUGAAGUCUCUGGUCUUUCUACGGCUUAAUGACAACCGAUUGACCGGUCCAAUCCCUAGAGAACUCACAGCAAUCCCAAGCCUUAAAGUUGUUGAUGUCUCUAGCAAUGACUUGUGUGGAACAAUCCCAACAAAAGGACCGUUUGGACACAUUCCUCUUCAGAAUUUUGAGAACAACCCGCGAUUGGAGGGGCCGGAAUUACUCGGUCUUGCAAGCUAUGACACCAACUGCACCUGAAAAACAACUGGCAAAACCUGAAAAGAAGAAAUGGGGGGGGUGACCUUGUAAGAACACUUUCACCACUUUUUUCAAAAUAUCACAUCUAUUAUGUAAUAAGUAUAUAUGUACUAGUUAAAAAAAAAGAUGAAUCGAAUCAGUAAUCUUCCGUCUCGGAUCGCCAAUAGACUGAGUGAGUUCUGUGUAUGUAAAAUCCGUACAUGCGCCUUUUGCGUAUUGUAACGUUAGUUGUGUGAUUCUGAGAAGUAACAUUUGUAUUGGUAGCAAGUCGUUUGCCUUUGUCUGCAUUAACACUUAUGUAAGAUCUGUCAUAUAAAGCAAAAAAAAAUAUAUGCAUUUGGGUACUUGAUUGUUAU
Eutrema salsugineum is the source of this 1210-nucleotide messenger RNA. Its product is annotated as leucine-rich repeat protein 1. Lineage: Eukaryota; Viridiplantae; Streptophyta; Magnoliopsida; Brassicales; Brassicaceae. Gene Ontology annotation, molecular function: protein binding. The record is from RefSeq and is a predicted model, not a curated record. The transcript is spliced from 6 exons. The coding region runs from base 198 to 854 and encodes 218 amino acids.